This is a messenger RNA of Trichobilharzia szidati, 714 nucleotides long. The record is from the annotation of a GenBank genome assembly. Lineage: Eukaryota; Metazoa; Platyhelminthes; Trematoda; Strigeidida; Schistosomatidae.
AUUGCGCGUUAUUUAAACAAAUCAAUAAUGAAGAGAAUAGAAAAAGUUGGAUUCUAUUUAAAAUCUAAUCUCCAUAGUUAUUUGAUUAUUAAUUCUUCGUACUAUCCACACAUAAUUGAUGUAUACAUCACAUCACCAAAUCAUUUUCCUGUAAGAGGAGUUAUUGAAUUAACCCCUGGAUAUAUUCAUCAUGUACAAAUAGAAAUGGUACGUCAUCAACGUAACCAAGAAAAGCGACGGUGUCAUAAAGAAAAGUAUUCAGCAAUGAUAUACGACGCUGAUCUAGUGACAAAACGUCGAAUUUAUGAUACUGGUGGAGAUUUAUGCCAUCGAUUAUUGUCACAAUACUUAUAUCUACAAGAAUGUCAUUGUUAUAGUCCAUUUCUCCCGUAUGGUUAUUUCCCUGAAUUACUUAAUAUAACUGAUAGUAAUGAUCAUCAUAAUAAUAAUAAUAAUACGAACACCAAUGGACCAAUAUCUCAGCCAGUCUUGUGUUUGAACAUGUCAAUAUUCAGUGACUAUCAGUUGGUGGGAAAUUUGAAUUGUAUGCACCGUGUACUCAAAAAGUAUAGUAAUGCCAGUUUAUAUUUGAGCUUAGCGAAAGCUCAACAUUGUGAAUUCUAUGCACAAUCAACAAAUUGUGAUGAAGUGAAGUAUAAUCAUUUCGGUAUGGUGAAUAACCCAAUGGCAGAUUUAUGGGGUAGUGCGCACUAA